UCAUGUCGAGUACGGAAUUCACACCAGAGCAUCUCAAAGAGAUAUAUGAGUUUGCGGUGCAGCUGGCCAAGGAUGCGGGACGCAUGUUGAUGGACGGUGUGGAGGCCAGAUGCGGCAACGACACUGUUGCUGGCGUGCAGCAGGAACAGGUCGAGAAGGACAGUUCUGUGGAUAUUGUCACGCAGACUGAUGAGGCCUUUGUCAAAGAGCAAAUCACAAAAAAGUAUCCCAGUCACGACUUCAUUGGCGAAGAAACAUACUCCAAAGGCGCCUCGAAAGACUACCUCAUCACCACAGCACCAACCUGGUGUGUCGACCCCCUGGAUGGAACCGUAAACUACACACACCUUUUCCCCAUGUUUUGCGUCUCCAUUGCCUUUAUCCUGGACUCCAAACCCACCAUCGGUGUCAUCUAUGCCNCGUUCCUCAACCAAGUCUUUUCCGCUUGCAAAGGUCAGGGAGCUUGGUUGAAUGAGACUAGACGUCUUCCGCUGGUGAGAAAUCCAGUGCCUCCGAUGCCUGAGCAGGCACCCAAGGGAUGUGUGUUUAGCUGCGAGUGGGGAAAGGAUAGAAGGGAUGUGGAAGACGGUAAUCUGUACAGGAAGAUUGAGAGUUUUUUGAACAUGGCGGGGGAGCUUGGGGGAAGAGGGNGUAAGGGUGGUAUGGUGCAUGGCGUGAGAAGUCUUGGAAGUGCAACCCUCGAUCUCGCAUACGUGGCCAUGGGUUCCUUCGAUAUCUGGUGGGAAGGCGGGUGCUGGGAAUGGGAUGUAGCAGCCGGCAUCUGUUUACUCCAAGAAGCAGGUGGACUGGUCACUACUGCAAAUCCUCCUGAAGACCCUGCUACAGCGGCGAUCGGAGAUGUGAGGUUGGGGAGUCGACUAUAUCUCGCCAUCAGACCUGCUGGCCCUUCUGCAACAGAGACAGGCAGACAGAGCCAGGAGAGAGUGGUUAGAGAGGUUUGGAAGAGAGUUAGACAUUUGGAGUACUCGAGGCCCGGUGCA
Aureobasidium uvarum is the source of this 1001-nucleotide messenger RNA. Lineage: Eukaryota; Fungi; Ascomycota; Dothideomycetes; Dothideales; Saccotheciaceae. The record is from the annotation of a GenBank genome assembly.